ACCCAUGUUCCUGGUGGCAGUUCCCUGGAAUAUCAGGCCUGGAGCAAACGUGACUGUGGGGGUAGCUCUGCUGCCGGACAGCCCGGCACAGGUCACCGUAAGGGGAGAAGUGAUCAGAGAUAACGAGACCGUCUUGAGCAGGCAAAUGGUCUUUGAGAAAGAUUCCUUUGGGACCCUUGUUCUUCCAGUACUGCCUUUGAACAGUGCUUCUGGGAAUUAUGAAUUACUGGUGGAAGGUCAUGCUGAUGGCCGGCUCAUCUUCUCUAACCGUACCAGCUUGAUGUACAUGGCAAAGAGCAUCUCUGUAUUCAUCCAGACUGAUAAAUCUAUGUAUAAACCGGGACAAGAUGUGAUGUUUCGGAUUGUCACUGUCUAUCCUGAUCUCAAACCUUACAAAGCGUCUCUGAAUAUAUAUAUCCGAGACCCUCGGAAGAAAUUGAUUCAGCAGUGGUUGAUGGAGGAGGGCGAUAUGGGCGUAGUUUCAAAAAAAUUUCAGUUAUCAAUGAACCCUCCACUGGGAGACUGGUCCAUAGAGGUGGAAGUGAACGGUCAAGUUCAUUAUCAAAGAUUUAAAGUGAUGGAAUAUGUUUUACCAAAAUUUGAUGUUAUGAUAACAACACCAUUAUACUACUCUUUGAGGGAGGAAGAUGUAACUGGAGUUGUCACUGCAAAGUACACGUAUGGGAAGCCAGUAAAGGGAACUGUAACAGUCACUUGCCUUUCUGUCUCUUACUGGACAAACAAGAGAAAUAUAACAACAACAAUGGAGAUAAAUGGGUCUGUGAAUGUAACCUGUAACAAGCUUAUGUUGCAAAACUUGAACACUGAUCAGUCGUGGCACCAAGGUGACAGUGAUUACACAGAGCCUAUAGAAAUUAUCGCAGUGGUCACUGAGUCGCUCACAGGAAUCUCCCGAAAUUCAAGUACCGUCAUAUUUCCAAAGCAAAGCGACUAUUUUAUUGAGUUUAUGGACUACUCUAGAGUUAUAAAACCUUCUCUGAACUUCAUAGCUACUCUAAAGGUGACACGUUCUGAUAGCAACCAGCUGACAGCUGAAGAGAGGCAGAAUCUUGUCACAAUCACUGCACAACAGUCAGACCUACUUUUUCACCACUCUUCACUUUCUCACCUUGAGAAUGAGGCAACAGAGGAGAGAAAUCUGACAGUCCAUGUCCUGAAUUACACUGUCCCAGAAAAUGGAAUAAUUGAUAUUGAGUUUCCAAUCCUGUCUGAUACAAAAACUCUGAGAGUUCAGGCGAAGUUCCUCAGCAGUAGGACUGACAUAGGUGUUUAUGAUGUGUUCAGCUCCCCUAGCCAGACUUAUCUCCAGGUUAAAACAAAGAGCCAGGAUAUAAAGGCUGGGAAGCCUUUUGAGCUGAGCAUUGCAAGCAACAAGCCAGUGAGAGAGUUCCACUAUCUGGUGUUAUCUAAGGAACAGAUUAUGGAUUUUGGCACAAAGGCUGCAAAAACAUUCACUUUAACAGCAGAAAAUUCCUGGGCUCCUUUGGCAUGUAUACUUGUAUUCUACGUUGAUGAGCUUGGAGUGGUUGUAAAUGAUGCUCUCACUGUCCCCAUUCAGCCUGCUUUGGAUGACAAGAUUAAAAUCUCUUGGAGCAAAGAUAAGGUCAAGCCGUCUGAGAAGGUCUCCCUUAAAAUCAGUACAACAGAACCAGGAUCAGUAAUUGGACUUGCAGUUGUUGACAGAAGUACAAAGCUUCUAGGAGAAAGUAGUGACAUAACAGAAGAUUCUGUCUUCCAUGAACUCAAUUUAUACAGCACGGUGCAGUAUUUCCCCCUGGUCAGAGGUUCUUUUGGUGUCUUUCAGAAAUGCAGCCUUUGGGUAUCAACUGAUGCAAUUCUUGAGGAGGAUAAGGAACAUUUUCUUUAUGGUGGAAUGAUACCCAUAGAGGAUGGUUUUGGUGAUGAUAUGCCAGUAUCUAAAAAUGGACCUCCUGAUUUCAGCAGUCUCUAUGUGAGGACACAUUUUCCGGAAACUUGGCUUUGGAUCGACACUAAAACUAGAUCUGACACAGACACCACAUUGGAAGUCAUUGUACCUGAUACCAUCACAUCCUGGGUAGCCAGUGCUUUUGUGAUGUCUGAAAACAGCGGGCUUGGAGUGACGGCUGCUCCCGUGGAGCUAGAAGCUUUUCAACCUUUCUUCAUUUUCCUGAACCUUCCGUACUCCGUCGUUAGAGGAGAGCAGUUCGUUUUGGAAGUGAACAUCUUUAAUUAUUUGAAAGAAGCAGCUGAGGUUACUGUGAUCCUGGAUAUGAAUGAUGCUUUUGAAAUUAUUCUAACGUCCAAUGAAAUAAAUGCUACAGAAAAUCAACAGUCUGUAUCUGUACCAAGUGAAGAUGGGAAAACUGUUCAAUUCCCAAUCAAGCCGAAACAGCUGGGAGAGAUUCCCAUCAAAGUGACAGCAAUAUCAUCUGCUGCUUCUGAUGCUGUCAUCCAGAAAGUUUUAGUAAAGGCUGAAGGAUUGGAACAGGCAUAUUCUCAGACAGUCCUUUUGGAUUUGACUGGGAAUAAACCACAAGCAGUGUCAAAAACUUUGGAUUUCACUUUUCCUUCUGAUGUUGUAAGUGGCAGUGAGAGAGUGCAGGUCACUGCUGUUGGUGAUUUACUUGGGCCUUCUAUCAAUGGUUUGUCGUCAUUGAUUAAGAUGCCUUAUGGCUGCGGUGAACAGAAUAUGAUCAAUUUUGCUCCAAAUGUUUAUGUUUUGCAAUACCUGACUAAAACCAGGCAGCUGAGAGAGGAUAUUAAAUCCAAAGCUGUAUCAUUUAUGAGAAAAGGCUACCAGAGAGAGCUGCUUUUCCAGAGGGAUGAUGGCUCUUUUAGUGCCUUUGGAAAUGAAGAUCCCUCUGGGAGCACGUGGUUAUCAGCUUUUGUAUUAAGAUGUUUCCUUCAAGCUCGUCCGUUCAUAGAUAUAGACCAAGAUGUACUCAUGGAUACAGCCAAAUGGAUUGUUCGGCACCAGAAGUUAAAUGGAGAAUUUAAUGAGCCUGGGAAAGUGUUACACAGUGAUCUUCAAGGAGGCACCAAUAAUCCAGUUACUCUCACAGCCUACAUCAUGUCAUCCCUCCUAGGGUUCCCAGAUAAACAGCAUGCUUAUGUCAUCAAGAGUGCUACAAACUUUCUAGAAGAUAAAUUAGAAGAAGGCAUUUCGGAUAAUUACACUUUGGCACUUGUGACAUAUGCAUUGUCCUGGGCAAAAAGUGCAAAAGCAAAGGAAGCACUGAAUAUACUGAACCACAGAGCAGAACACCAAGGAGAAUUUCGUUUCUGGGUAACGCCUGCUUCUGAAAUGUCUGAUUCUUGGCAGCCACGGUCCAUCGAUAUUGAACUUGCAGCGUAUGCUCUGCUCUCGCACUUUCAUCAAGACAGAUUAGCAGAGGGGAUCCCUAUUAUGAAAUGGUUAAGUCAACAAAGAAAUCACCUUGGGGGAUUUUCAUCUACUCAGGACACUGUGGUGGCUCUGCAAGCCUUGAGUCUAUUCGCAACUCUCACUACUGCGGGCAAAACAGAAAUGGAUGUAACAGUGACAGCACCUUCUUUGAAAAUGCCAGAAACAUUUUCAAUUGAUACGCGAAACCGUUUUCUGCUUCAGACCAAGGAGAUUGCCCCUGCACAACCAAUGACAAUGACAGUGGCAGCAGAGGGAACAGGAUUUGGUGUCUUUCAGCUCAAUGUUAUUUACAACACAAAGCACACUGAUCAGAGGCUCAGAUCUGUCCGAACACCAGAAGCCUUUGACUUGAAUGUUGAUGUAAAGGAUGACAAAGACGAUAAAAACCAUUUGACUUUGAAUGUGUGCACAAGGUACUUGGGUUCUGGCACAGCUCCCAGUAGUGGUAUGGUCCUCAUGGAGGUUGGCUUACUCAGUGGUUUCUCUGUGUCACCAGAUUUCAUUCCAUUACACAAUACAGUUAAGAAGAUGGAAAAGGACAAUGGAAAAGUCAACCUAUAUUUAGACUCUCUAAAUGAAACAAAGGUUUGUAUGGAUAUUCCGGCUGUGAGAGACUUCAAAGUGGCAAAUAUCCAAGAUGCUUCAGUGACCAUAGUGGAUUACUAUGAACCUAGGAGAAGAGCCGUGAGAAGCUACAAUUCAGAAGUGAUGCAAAGUGUAACCCCUUGUGACUUCUGUGAAAGUGACUGCAGUCUUUGCCACCGAGGUGGUUCUUCAGCCUUGCUUCAGCACUCUUCAUUGGCCUCCUUGUUCUGUGUGCUGUUUGUCCUUCAUGUAAACUUGCUGUGCAGUUGGGUGCUGUAA
Leptosomus discolor (cuckoo roller) is the source of this 4273-nucleotide messenger RNA. NCBI's taxonomy places the organism in Eukaryota, Metazoa, Chordata, Aves, Leptosomiformes, Leptosomidae. The record is from RefSeq and is a predicted model, not a curated record.